UUGCUUCAUUGCCAUUUUGCAGAACGCCUGCUCAUUUAUGAUGGAGUAGGUUCGUUGUUGUCCGUGUUGAAGCGGCGAAAAUGGGCGGUUUCUUUGGCCGCUGAUAGAGAAUUUAUCGCAAAAGGAACCAGCCUCUUUUCAAUCGAAAUUACCCUCAGCACUGAUGGUCUCAGUCAUGUUGAGGAAGUAAUCAGCUUGGUAUUCAACUACAUUGGGUUGCUUCGACGUAGUGGAGUGGUCGCCUGGUUCCAUGAAGAACUUCGGAAAAUAAGCGAAAUUGAAUUUCGCUUCAUGGAGAAAGACGAUCCAAUACAUGCUGCAGAAACACUUUCCUCUGCUUUGCAACGAAUUCCUUUCCAAGACGUCCUUUCGUGUAACGUUCUGAUGGAGUGCAAACCUGCUCGGAUUAUGGAAGUUUUCAAGAUGUUGUACCCGAAGAACAUGUUCUACAUUGUCAGUGCCAGGAAGUUCAGCGGUCAAAAAGGCAAUAUUCAUGAACCGAUCUGUGGAAUAGAAAUGCGAAUCGUAGAUAUAGAUGAGGCAACGAUGAAACGGUUUGAAUCCGCUCUAGAAGCGGUGAAUCCUGCUAUGCGCUUCCCAUCGAGGAACAACUAUAUCGCGACAAAAUUCGACCUCAAACCACGAGAAACAAUGAUACGGUAA
Cooperia oncophora is the source of this 663-nucleotide messenger RNA. The record is from the annotation of a GenBank genome assembly. NCBI's taxonomy places the organism in Eukaryota, Metazoa, Nematoda, Chromadorea, Rhabditida, Trichostrongylidae.